This is a messenger RNA of Phalacrocorax carbo (great cormorant), 2411 nucleotides long. Lineage: Eukaryota; Metazoa; Chordata; Aves; Suliformes; Phalacrocoracidae. The record is from RefSeq and is a predicted model, not a curated record.
UCCCGCCCUACCAGCAGGGGCCCUGGUGCUCCCUCUGCACCGCCGGCCUCUCCGGCUGCUUCAAGUCCUGGGACCACAGAGGCGGGCUCUGCGGUGAGUCUCCACAGUCCCACCCGGCCCCUGCGGGGGCCCUGGCCACGCCGCAGCCGUCGAUGCCCAUGCCACCUCUCUGCUGUGCCCAGAGGUGCCCAGGAACCCCUGUCGCAUGAGCUGCAGGAACAGCGGGCACCUCGACAUGAGCAGCUGUCAGUGCUUCUGUCCCCCUGGCUACACGGGCAGGUACUGCCAAGUGAGGUGCAGUGGGCAGUGCCUCCACGGGAAGUUCAGGAAGGAGGAGUGCUCCUGCCUCUGCGACGUGGGCUAUGGUGGAGCCGAGUGUGGCACAAAGAUUCAGUUCCCUUUCCACACCUGCGACGUGCAGAUAGAUGGCAACUGCUUCAUGGUGUCCCCUGAGGCUGACACCUACUAUGGAGCCAAAAUAAAGUGCCAGGAGAAAGGGGCGAUGCUGGCCCAGAUUGGAAACCAGAAGGUCCAGGACAUCCUGGCUUUCUACCUCAGCCGCUUGGAGACCAGUAACAGGGUGACAGUCACAGAUUUUGAGACUGGGAAUUUCUGGAUUGGUCUUACCUACAAGACAUCCAAGGCUUCCUUCCGCUGGGACGUGGGUGAGCCGUCCUCCUUCACCAGCUUUGCUUUCGGGCAGCCGGACAACCAGGGGUUUGGGAAUUGCGUGGAGAUGCAAGCGUCAGCUGCCUUCAACUGGAACGACCAGCGUUGCAAAACCCGAAACCGGUACAUCUGCCAGUUCGAUUUGGACAUGGCCAGGGAACCCAAGCCAAGCCGGGCCAGGCUGGGCCAGAAGCGGCAGCAUGGCAGCAGCCUGUACCAUAACUGUGACCUGGACUAUGACCUCUACAGGGAUGACUUCUCGUACCGGGUGUACGAGUACCAGAAGAUCCCCCCCCUCAUUAACCGCAUCCCUGUCAAGGCCAGACGAACUCAUGUGGGAGCAGGAAGCAAAAGCAGCCCAACCCCCCAGCCUGGGGCAAGGAGCAGCACCAGUUCCACGGCAGGACGGACAAAGUUGCGGGCCGAAGAGCUGCACUCCAUCAAGGGGGAGCUAAGCCAGAUCAAGGCGCAGGUGGACAGUCUGCUGGAGAGCCUGGACCGCAUGGACCAGCGGAGAGAGCGUCUCGCAGGGUCCAAGGAAAGCGAGAAGAACAGGGUAGAGGUGGGAGCAGAGUCACUGUCCCCAGCAGGAGAGGGGUCACGGGAGCCCCAGGGGAAGGAGGGGAUGGGAGCUGAUGGGCACAGCGACCUGCGCAACAUCGACAGCACUGAGGAGAGCACAGACACGGAGGAGACGGUGAAAAACCACAUGUCGGACCCUGAGGGGAGCCAGUAGACAGACUGGGAUGCCACAGCCUCCUGGCAUGGCCAGCCCUUCCCGUCUUGUGUUCGUAUUUCUUUUGAGGCUUCCAGCUAGUGCCACGCACGAUGCGAGGCACCUGCUCUCGGCAUGGCCAUCCCCUGCCGCCAGCGCCGGCAGCCCCGCGUCCUGCCCCUGCGAGACGCUGGCCAGCCGUGGCGAGAGAAGUCUUUGUGUUUGAGUGUGCUUGUUUUCUUUUUCCUCUUGUUUUCAGACCUAGGGAUAAGCAGAUGUGGCUGGGGAGGGAGGGGAGGAGGAAAAAAAAAGGACCAUAUCCCAGAGGAACAUCCCAAAUCCUGUCUGCCUUGUGUGCAAGCAUCUCCCCACCUGUAGGGUGCUAUGGGGUGCAGAGAAGGCAGCCUGGGACUCCCAGCCCCUACGGCACAGGCUGCAUCCCAACCUCCCCUGUCCUGCAAGCCCACCCACUGCCUCCAUGCUUCAGACCCCCCGGGAAUUGGUUCAGCAAGGUUCAGCAGGCAUGGGUACAGCCCAGGAAGGCUUUUGGAGCUGCUCAGCCUUCCAUCAUGAUGCUGUGGGAAGGAGGGACCACCCUGAGACAGCUCCAAGAGGCUUUUGUGGCAUUUUGGGAUGGAGGGAUUCUGCUGAGCCCAGCUCCAAAGCCAUCUCCAGGGCCAGAAGCAGGGUGAUGCAAACCUUAGUCACCCCUGCUCACAAAUGGGUUUUCCUUUCUGGUUUACUGUGCGUUAUUCUUGGCCAUGCAUCACAUUGUGGUCAGCAGGACUCCCACAGGCAGCUUUGCCAAGGCUCCUCACCUGCGCCCAAGGAAGUUGUGGUCACCCCGCUGUGCUCCCCAGCGCUGCUGGUUUAGUGUCCCUCAUUUCUAGGUCAUCCUUCUCUCGCUGGUAGGAACUUGUUCUGUAUUUCUAAUUUGCUCUGGUAAAAGAGUGUAUUGUGUUGGAAAGAAAAAUAAUUUGUAUUUCUUUUCUCUGGUUAUUCAACUCCAAUGCAGUUUUUAACCAUC